UAAACUGUGGGUGGAAUGAUAAAAUACGAGUUAAGAAAAUGGCUACUUGCAAGAUUGAUUAGGUUUUCAAACUAAGAAAAAGGACUAGAUUAUAUAUAUAUAUAUAUAUUUAGGUAUUGGAUUUGAGGGAAUUAGGUUAGACCAAGUAUUAGCCACCCAAUUCCAUGCAUGCCUGACAGUUUCUUAUUAGAAGUCUUCAAGUCUUGUAUAUAUAAGAGUUAAUUUCACACUUUCAGUCACGAACUAGAAGGCAGAAACAAAAUGGAGGUACUAAGGAGAUGGUUGAUACUAUUAUCAAUGGUUUUAAUGAUUAUGCAGAGAGGAGAGGGGCAGUUACUCGAAAAUUUCUAUGCUAAUUCUUGUCCGAAUCUGGAAUCCAUAGUUAGACAAGAAGUGUCGACGAAGUUCACCCAAACCUUCGUUACCAUCCCUGCAACUCUCCGCUUGUUUUUCCACGAUUGCUUCGUUGAGGGAUGUGAUGCAUCAGUGUUGAUUUCAUCGUCGAGUGGAGAUGCCGAAAAGGAUGCUAAAGAUAAUCUCUCCCUUGCCGGUGAUGGAUUCGACACGGUAAUCAAGGCCAAACAAGCCGUUGAAACGCAAUGUCCUGGAGUUGUGUCUUGUGCUGAUAUUUUAGCUCUUGCUGCUCGUGAGGUUGUCGUCCUGGCUGGAGGUCCUACAUGGGAAGUAGAAUUGGGACGUCGAGACGGACUUAUAUCGCAAGCAUCAAGAGUAACCGGAAAUCUACCGCAGCCUGAAUUCAACCUUGAUCAACUCAACACCCUUUUUGCUCAGAACAACCUUACCCAACUCGACAUGAUCGCGCUCUCAGGGGCUCAUACUCUAGGCUUUUCGCACUGCGAUCGGUUUUUGAGUCGUAUAUAUUCGUCUCCUAUUGAUCCUACUUUGGACUCAAGCUAUGCACAACAAUUGAUGGACGCUUGCCCUCAAAAUGUAGAUCCAAGCAUUGCCAUCAACAUGGAUCCUGAAACUCCACGAACUUUUGACAAUGUGUACUAUCAGAAUCUAAUAGGCGGGAAGGGCUUGUUUAGUUCGGACCAAGUGCUUAACACCGAUCCAGAUUCUGAACCAACCGUGUCUGAUUUUGCUACUAACCCUGGUAACUUCAAUGCAGCUUUUAUUACUGCAAUGAGGAAACUUGGAAGGGUGGGUGUCAAAACUGGCAAUGAAGGUGAAAUAAGAAUAGAUUGUACAACAUUUAACUCAUGAAAUUGGGGAUGGUAUUUGAAGGUCAUCAUACAGUAUAUGAAAAAGAAUAGAUAUCCUUGUAAUUAUUUUGUUUUUGGUCCUUUGCGAUGCUUGUCAAUGCAUGUAAAAGAUAGGCAUUGUUUUUGUAAAUCAUACCAAUAAAAUGGAUUCAGUGUCACACUAUGUUUAACAUGUCAA
Messenger RNA from Gossypium raimondii (Peruvian cotton), 1404 nucleotides. RefSeq names its product peroxidase 51-like. Lineage: Eukaryota; Viridiplantae; Streptophyta; Magnoliopsida; Malvales; Malvaceae. Gene Ontology annotation, molecular function: peroxidase activity; heme binding. Bases 262 to 1227 code for a protein of 321 amino acids. Gene Ontology annotation, biological process: response to oxidative stress; hydrogen peroxide catabolic process. The record is from RefSeq and is a predicted model, not a curated record. The transcript is spliced from 3 exons.